Messenger RNA from Trichoplusia ni (cabbage looper), 746 nucleotides. Its product is annotated as transmembrane protein 177-like. The record is from RefSeq and is a predicted model, not a curated record. NCBI's taxonomy places the organism in Eukaryota, Metazoa, Arthropoda, Insecta, Lepidoptera, Noctuidae.
GUAGUAUUUUCAAAAUUUGGGGUAGCUGUUGGUAUACCUGUUAAUUUUACCUACAAAUCCUUGGAAGAUUUGGAGAAAGAUAAUAUCAUGGUAAAUCAAAAACCAGUUGACUGGACAUCAGAAACAGGAAAAAAAUUGGCUGAUGCUCUAAUACUUCCAGAGAAAGUACAGGAGUUUGCAAUUUGUAGAGAAAUAAUGAUGACACAAAACAACAAAGUUAUUUAUGAAUCAGCAUAUCCAUUUGCAUGCUUAUUUUUUGCUUACAAUGCUUCCUUAUACCUCAACAAGAGAUUGAACUUAUAUAUGGCACCACCUCUUGCUAGAGGGGUCUUGUACUCAAUAAUUGGCAUGUUUUCAACUGGUGUCUAUUUUCUCAUGAAAGAUAUGACUGAAGUUCAUUAUGAAUCCGACACUGAUAAGCGAUUGUGUGAGUUAGGUCCUGAAUAUGUUGAGUAUGGAAAAAUAUUUUAUGAAAAAAUAUUACAGAGAAACCAAGCUCUCAGAGAAUUAAUGGGUGAAGGGGAAAAGAAGUAUAGUAAACUAGGGAACGAAAAUUUUGGAAUCAGGCAACCCCGAAUUGCGUUAAUUCAUAGGAAACAGUUCUUUGAAAAUAAAUUGAAAGAAUUACAAGGUUUAACUGAUCCUGAAAUCGCAGAAUAAGUCGCUGAGUUGUAAAUGUAUUUAUAAUUUGUUUUAGUGUUAAAUGUCCAAAAUAGUAAAUAGUAUAUAAUAAAUGUUAAAUGUUU